UGUGGAAGUAAUUUGCUGAAGUCUGAAAGGAAAUAAAAAUUGCAGACUGAUCAGCAAAUGUAGUAGGCUUGGCAUUUCUGAAAGUACAAAGUUACCAGCCUUGUUCUGAACUGCUCAACACGAGCAGCAGUGGCUCAGAGUUGAGUGUGGGUACAGGUUUGCCGUUGUUGCUGCAAUGCUGACAGGCAGCAUCUGUUGCUUACUGUCCUUUGGUCUGUGUUACCAAGUUCUGGAGUUUUCCUUUGUAUAGGGAAUGUGGUGUUGAUUAAAACCACUUUGGGUUGAAGCUGAAGAUGGGUCUCAUUUGGGAAUGAGACUGUCCAGGGACUCUUUUUUGUCCCUCCCUGCGAAACUCUGAAAUCUUAAGAUUAGUUCUAAAGGCGAAUUGUGUUUGAGCUGAGGAAACAGCUGUGCACACCUGAUCCUGUUGAUCCUGGCUCUGGUGUGUUUAGAAAGCUUUAAUGCAGCACCCCUGCAGUAACACAGCAUUUAAAGGCAGAUGAGCAGGAGGAAAGCUGAAUUGCUGCAAAUACACCUGUAUAUUUUACUUUUUAUUUUGUAUUUAUCUCAGAUAGGCUGACAGUCAAGUGACAAGGUCUGUGUGGUGGCCAGCUGGUAUUAUCUUAAGAACCAGUGAACUUAAACAGAACCCUAAAAAUACAGGCCCUGUCUUGCAAACACUUUGGAAUUCAGCAACAGUAAUGAAGUAACUGGAUAGACUCUUGCAUCACUAAAGCUGCAUAUAUAGGGAGUGGGAAAUAAAUGAAGGAAUGUAUCUGUGUUACUGAGAGCUGGCAAAGAUCUGUGUAGCAGCAUCUGUUUUAUAGUUGUUUGUGCAGUAGAGACUCAAACAGCUUGGAGGCCUUUUAUUUUCAGGCACCAGGGUCAUUUUGUCUCACUUUUUUUUGAGAAUGAGUUAGAAACAUAUUUUAAGUCUUUGAGGAUGUAAAUCCUAGUGUUCAAACUUAAUUUUUCUUCCUCUUUUUUUCUCAAGGUACUGCAACUGCUUUAUGCAGAACUUUGAGUUGGAGCACUCAUUCUUGAAGAUUUCUCAUUGCUUUUCUGCAACUCUGAAAGCAGAAAAUGUUUGUUCUUUAAUUGUUAAAUUCUUAUAAUUGUUUAUCAUCAAAGUGUAAAUCAAAUACUGCUCAUAACUCUGGGCUGAAUUGGCUUUAAUGAAAUUUCAACAGAUGAUAGUCAAUUAAUGAGAUGUUGAGAACAGUAAGUUUUGAUUUCAAAGUUGGUACUUUAAUAUUGACCUCUAGUAUAGGUGUCUAAAAUAUUUGUUCUCUCAAGGGCUUGGAUGAACUGCAAGGACAAAUUCUCCUCUUAAGCCAGUUGUGCAAUAGAAACUUCUAUGAGUGUGUAUAGACUUGGAUCAAUAGUCUUGAAAUACAAUUUUUUCUUUCUGUGUAAACUAGAGACUGUAAUAAGAAUUAAUCAUUGUCUUCCUUUAUCCAUCCAGAUGUUUGCUCAGCUGUUGUGGAAAGCUUCUUCACUUCAGCAGAUGCUGUGAUAAAUGACCUGUGAAACGGAUGUGAUACUUUUUUUUUUCUUUCUUUCUUUCUCUUUAUUCAUUUGUUAUGAGGAAAUUAUGUUAAAAAAUCCCAAAACCCACAACCCCCCCAGAAUCAGCCCAACACAGAAUUAUUUUUGGUUUGAAUAUAAGGCCAAGCAAACAAACCUGAGUAUGAAAAACUGAUACCAUGAGAAGACUCCUAAUUCCCCAGCAUCCCUUCUUUUGGGGUGUUUGCAGCUUGCAUACAGAGGGUUGCACUAAGAAGCUGAAUUGCUUUAUUUAGUUUGCUCUGAGCACAGAGGGCUGUCUCUUACAGUUGUCCACAGCAAAUCAGGUGGCUCAGAGGCUGUUUAAUGUUGCUGUUGCACUGGCUGGAACACGAAGGUCACAUGAUUCCAUGACAUGUGUGUGUGUGUAUAUAUGUGAGAUGCCUGGGGACUCUGCUCAGACUGCGCUGAACUUCCCUCUUCAGAGCCACUCAUCAUUUCAGAGAAGUCACCUGCCACCAUGAUGCCUGGGGGCUUAUCUGACACCAAGCCAGCUACACCAGAAGUUCAGCAGCUUGUUAACCAGGUGAAGUCACAGUUUGAAAGCCGGGCAAACACGAACUGUGCUGCCUUUACAGCCAUAGUAUAUAAGACUCAAGUGGUUGCUGGGACAAUGUACUUUAUUAAGGUCCAAGUUUCCAAUGCCGAAUAUGUCCACCUAAAGGUGUUUCAGAGUCUUCCUCAAGAGAACCAAGGUCCCAGCCUUGUCAGUUUUCAGACUGGCAAAACCAGAGAUGACCCUCUGACCUACUUCUAAGACCUGAUGAGGUGCAGUGCCUCACCUCUGCAAAUCCUAUGGGGGCUCUGGCUUUGAUAGUAAAUAAAAUAAAUUUGGAAAGCUACUGUCUAUAUUUUCCUUUUGCUGCUGACAUACCUGCAGAGGUCUUUCUUGUUAUCUUUCAUGUCUGUC
Molecule: messenger RNA, 2476 nt
Organism: Poecile atricapillus (Black-capped chickadee)
Lineage: Eukaryota; Metazoa; Chordata; Aves; Passeriformes; Paridae
Product: cystatin-A-like
Exons: 4
Coding region: 2027-2323 (98 amino acids)
Cellular component (GO): cytosol
Molecular function (GO): cysteine-type endopeptidase inhibitor activity
Source: RefSeq, a predicted model, not a curated record